CAUAGCCAAUUAAGCUCACGAGUCACUCACGACCCUUCUUAUAUAUAUAUGCUUUCUACCUCUCUCUCUCUUUCUGUAUUGCAUUGUGUUUCACUAUCUAUUUCAACUUUUUUCAAGCAUGGACACGAUCACAAGCAUGGUAGCUGAGAAGCCUGUGGUGAUAUUCAGCAAGAGCAGAUGUUGUUUGAGCCACUCCAUGACAUCACUGAUACGUUCUUUUGGCGCAAACCCCACUGUUCAUGAGCUGGAUGAGAUGGCGAAUGGGGAGCAGAUUGAGAGUGCAUUGCUUCAAAUGGGGUGCCAACCAAGUGUUCCUGCUGUGUUCAUAGGGCAAAGAUUCAUUGGUGGCUCUAAGAAAAUCAUGAGCAUGCAUGUCAGAAAUGAAUUGGUACCACUGCUCAAGAAUGCUGGGGCUAUAUGGAUUUGAGACCAAACUGGUUUCUACUAAUUAAUUAAUAGUUAUGUUUUAGAGAUGAAUAAGAUGGCUUUGUAGUCCUGCUACGUGGUUACAGUGGUGUACUAAACUAUAUAUAUAUAUACUCACUAUAUACUAUAUGAGGCUUAAACUUUCACAUAUUA
This is a messenger RNA of Cajanus cajan (pigeon pea), 579 nucleotides long. RefSeq names its product monothiol glutaredoxin-S6. The record is from RefSeq and is a predicted model, not a curated record. Lineage: Eukaryota; Viridiplantae; Streptophyta; Magnoliopsida; Fabales; Fabaceae.